AUGAAAUCUAUAUCUUCACUACAAUAAUAAUUAUCAAUUAGCUAAAUUCAGAAUUGUUAUUCAAUAAAUUUUAGUAAAGAUUGCAAUACUUUUGCAGUUGGAGAAUAGUAAAUAAUAAAGGUUUAAAGGUUUACAUCAGAGAAGACAAAGUUAAUUAAUAAAUUAGUAGGUAAUAGAAAAGAGAUUUCAAUAUUAAGAUUUAUGUUGAAGUCUAAUCAUUUAGUUUCUACAAGUUUUAAUGGUUCAAUUUCUAUAUGUUCUUAGUACCUGUUAGCAAAACCUUUAAAAAGUUGCAGGUUAUUAAAUCAUUAGAAGGGUAUUAUAUGUUACACAAUAAAUUCCGAUGAAAGUCUUAUUAUUACUUGUCUAUAUUAAUGUUUGGGUUAAAGAAUGAAAUGA
Paramecium primaurelia is the source of this 399-nucleotide messenger RNA. Lineage: Eukaryota; Ciliophora; Oligohymenophorea; Peniculida; Parameciidae. The record is from the annotation of a GenBank genome assembly.